Molecule: messenger RNA, 792 nt
Organism: Plasmodium reichenowi
Lineage: Eukaryota; Apicomplexa; Aconoidasida; Haemosporida; Plasmodiidae
Product: exported protein (PHISTa)
Exons: 1
Source: RefSeq, a predicted model, not a curated record
GUUAUGAUUAUUCACAUAAUGAAUUCAAGGGUAAAUCCUAGAGGAGUGUGGCCAAAUGAGACUUUACAUCAUGUAUUACCUAGUAUUAGAAUUACGAGUGCUAAAAGAAGAAGAAUAAACUACGAUGAUGAAGAUGCUUAUGAUGAGCCUCAUAAUAAUCAUAAUAGUACUAACAAUAGGAAUUGUAAUAAUGCUGAAAAUAUAUUGAAUAGUAUAGAUUUAAUAUUUAAUAGGAUUAUGCAAAACAUAAAAGAUCGCUCGUAUAAUGAAUAUCCUUCAUUGCAGAAUGUUGUUGAUUAUAAUGACCUUUCAAGAAAUUUAAGUAGAGAUGAAUUAAAUGCUGUUCUUAGAAGUUUAAACGACGAUACCCCACGAAAUGACCUUAUCAGUAUAUGGAAUCAUGUUGUUAGAAUCAAUAGGGAUGGGAUGGUUGAUAUUAUAAAUUCCAUAUUAUUAUAUGUAAAUAAUUUUAUAAGGAAUUAUAAAAAUGGUAAAUUGGAUGUUAAGGAAGUUUUAGAGGAGUUAAAAAUCAAUGAAAAAUCAUUGAGGCUUUUUAAAACUUGUAGCCUAAAAGAAAUAUCAUCUUCCGACUUUAAAUAUAAUAAUGAUUUUUAUACUCUUCUUAAUAAUGAAAAAAAAAUAGAGGAUUUAAAAAGCUUAAUUAAUUCCUAUAUGAAAUUUGCUGAUGAUACGAAGAAGAAAAUAUAUCAUAAUUAUAUAAAACAAUUUAAGGAAUCGUUCGAAAAAUAUAUUGAAAAAAAAAAUAAUUCACCAAAUAAAAGUACAGGAUAA